UAUCUAUAGAAGUAAGGAGCUUUCUUGGACAAGAGGGUUGAGUCACUCAUUACCAGCAAGCGACUCCAUAGUGCACGUGGAGGGUUAGAAAACAACAGGAAAUCAACAUGAAGUGUAACUUCCUGGACUCUCCGUAAACUUCAACUGGUCCCAACCAAGAAAUCCAGUCCUGCACAUAAACCCCGUCCUACAUCAACAACAAAUAUGAACUUUUUCACACUACGAAUUAACAUAGAACAAGUUAAUCUGUGAGCUUUAGAGGGGAUCUUUGGUCAGAGCUAAGCUGUUUCCCCAUGUUUACAGUAUUUGUGCUAAGUUGAGUUAGCUCCAUAUUGAGCGUACAGAUGUUACAUCUAACUCUCAACAAGAGAGCAAAUGGGAUUAUUUCCCAAAAUGUUGGACUUUUCCUUGAAUGAGUCGGCAGCAUGUUUGUCUAAUUCUCUCAUUUUUAAUAUUCUUAAUGCUUUGUUUUUAAUUUUGCUCUUUAUGGUCUAAUACUAACAAAGUUAGUACAGAGGCCUGUAAAAGUCUUGCGGGUUCUCUGCAGAUGAAUUAAUACAUCAGAAACACUGAGUGCAUCUUCAUCCAUCUCCUGCUCCCUUCAUUUACAUCCAGUUAACGGCAUCUGUGUCCAUCGCUGAGGGGCGUCGUAUCAAUUCAAACCCUCUUAUAUCAUAACGCAUCAUGGAAAUAUGCUGCCUUCUGUAGCCAGGAGAAUAUGGCGAAGACAUUUUGUCCCUGCAGCUCUUCAUUUAGAUGCAAAUGUGAGGCGGCCCUGUGGGUUCGAAUGCGGUGGUGGGUGGGUGGGGGGAACCAGGGGAAACGCAAUUGAGGGAUUUCUUUGUGAGGCCCGACGCAAAUCCCAAAUGUUCUCAGGGCUGAAAACAAAAGCAGCAUGGGUGCUGCACCGGCCACGAAAGGCCCCUUCAAUGGAUGCACCUCCUGCCACACAAAAGCACCGAGGGCUGCAUGUUCCUCUCCCCACGUUGGAGAGACAUUUACAGCCGAAGUCACCGGUACUAUCGUUAAGACUUCUUUUUGUGGUGACUGCUUGAGUGAUGAAGGGAGCCACCGUGAAGCGACGCCUGGCGGGAGCCUCCCCAGCUGGCUCCGCUGUCUGUGUGAAGCCAGUGUACAUGGUGGCAUGUGGCUGGGAUUAGGAAAUUUCACUGUGGAUUAAAAUCUUUCCAACGCCUCCGUGGCCGCUCGCUGGGAGAAAGUCUGAAGUUCCAGCGGAGAUCCAGUGAGCACUCUGGGCCCAUGGUCUCCCGUAGCAGCUCCAGGAUGUUCCAGGUGCUCCAGGGUCACAUCCAGCCGGCCGGACACCGAAGCCGCAAAGCUCGCCUGGUCAGCAAAGAAGGGCGCUGCAACAUCGAGUUCGGCAACAUCGAAUACAGCAACCACCUGGCGUACAUGGUGGACCUGUGGACCACGUUCGUGGAGAUCCGCUGGCGCUUCGUCCUCCUCCUGUUCGUGGCCUCGUUCACGGGCAGCUGGUUCAUUUUCAGCCUGCUGUGGUACUGGAUCGCCAAGAGCAACGGGGACCUGACGGGCCAGAACCGAACCGACGGACACGUCCAGUGUAUAGACAACGUCAACGGCCUCACGACGGCGUUCCUCUACUCCCUGGAGACCCAGACCACCAUCGGGUACGGUGGCAGGGCGCUGACGGGCCACUGCGCCGGCACCGUGGCUCUGAUCAUCGUCCAAUCGCUGAUCGGCGUCUUCAUCAACUGCUUCAUGUGCGGCGUCAUCUUGGCCAAGAUCUCCUUGCCCAAAAACAGGGCGAAGACCGUCACCUUCAGCGACACGGCCGUCAUCUGCUUGAAGAAAGGAAGCCUGUGUCUCCUGAUCAGAGUGGCGAACCUUCGGAAGACCUUGUUGAUCGGCAGCCAGAUCUACGGCAAGCUGCUCAGGACAAUGACCACACCGGAUGGAGACACCAUCAUUCUGGACCAGGUGGACAUCGACUUUGUGGUCGACGCCGGAAAGGACAACUUGUUCUUCGUUUGCCCGAUGACCCUCUACCACGUGAUCAACAGAUCGAGUCCGUUCUACGAGCUGUCGGCGGACUCUCUUCCCCACCAGGACUUUGAGUUGGUGGUGUUUUUGGACGGCACGGCCGAGUCCACCAGCUCCUCCUGUCAGGUCCGAACCUCCUACGUCCCCCAGGAGAUCCAGUGGGGGUACAGUUUCCUGCCCAUCAUCUCCCGCACCAAGACAGGGAAGUACCGCGUGGACUUCUCGAACUUUUCCAAAAGCGUCCGGGUCACCACGCCGCACUGCGUCAGCUGCUUCGAGACGGACGCCGACCAGAGAAACCACAACAGCAGCCAGGACGGAGAAAACCACAACCAGCAGCAGAAGUCGGGGAUCGACAACUUGGGCUUCCAGGUGAUCGACAUUCACGACUCCGUGGACAUCACCAAGAUGUGAGUGUUGCAAACCCUCGUGAAUCAGGAAGUGAGGAAUAAAGUGUGAAAAAGCCACUUCCCUUUGAAGCAAAGUUUCACUGUUCAGUCAGACUCUCUUGACGAGGAGAGAAUAUCUGCUUCCUCCAGUGAAUAUUUGAGUUAAUCUAGUUUUUUUUUUUUGCCUCGAACAGCAGAAACAGUCAAAGUGUGGAUAAAAACUCAGACAUGAGCGAGAGUUAAGCUCUUUGCUCAGCAGCUCAUUACAAUCAAAGCACCUUUGGGACAUGUGACUUUGUCUAGGUAACGUGUGGAAGAGGAGGGGGGGGGGGUAGAAAAAAAGAGGGAUUGAAGUUUUGACACAUCAAAAAACUGAAAGGGGUAAAAUACUGGAUGGCACAGUGGGUACUUCUUGAGGAGAUUAAUGCCUGAGCCCGUUAUAAUAAGAACUGUGUGCUAUAAAGUCUGUGGAAGGAAAUAAGAAGUAGGACAGGCCUUUGGAGUUCUCUCAUUAGUCCAACUAAAGCACUAACUGUAAGCCUUCAUAGUUAGCAAACUGUGGACAUAGCUGCUGAAUAAAUGAGAUUAUUUUAACUGUGACCAGUCUACAUUUUUGUCCAUCAUACUGUUGUAACACUGAAACUUCUUCUCAGGGAAAAUAACAACCUUAGUAGGAAUAAACCCCUUUUUUCACAUUUUUGUGUGUUCUUAAUGUGUGUUUUUGGUAUUCUACACGUUAAAUAUGUUGUCUGAAUAUGCAGGAAUAUGAUUAAUACUGGUAUUAAUAAUACUGGUUGAAAGUACAUUUACUCAAGUGCUGAUUUGCCUUUGAAAUUAGAGAUACUUUCACUUUAUUUCAGUACGGUUAUUCAAUUUUAUGCUACUUUAUAAGGCUGAUUAUAUUAUAUAUAUUUAAUCAUUUAAUAAUUUACCAAUGUUUUGAAGUGGCAGUCUUCUUCACGGUAAAGAGACAAGCUUUGAGAAAUUCUGACAGGGAUUUUUCACCAUUUAAUAAACCAAACGAUUAAUCAAUUAAUCCCAGAAAUCAACAGACUAAUCGACAAUGAAAAUUACCGUCGGGGGUAGAUCUAAUACAAAGUCAUUUCUAAAAUGAGCUCAACUUUGGUGAACAACAUUAAAAUACUUAAUUCCUAAUAAUCUAACAUAUAAAAACACUGCAUAACAAGUACUUUUACCUUUUGAUAUUUAAAAGUACAUUUUGACGAUCAUACUUCUGCACUCGUACCUGAGGAGGAGUUGGAAUGCAGAACUUUUACUCGUCAUGGAGUCAAGUACUGUACUGAAGUAUUUUCAGGUAUUUGUACUUUACUUGGGUAUCUCCAGUUUAAGGUACUUCUACUCUGUUUCGAGGCAAACUUUGUACCUUUUUUACUCCACUACAUUUAUUUGACGUUGCAGAUUCACAUUAUUAAUAACCUAUAAAUAAACUGAUAGAUGCUGAUGUAUCAUUAUGCAUUAAGCUACCCAGCAGUAUAUAAUGUCGCUGUGAUUAGCUUCAUGUUUACCAGCUGCAACAUUAGUGACGCUUACACUUUUAACGCAUCCAUAACUAUAAUCCACAUACAGUAUUUGUAUAUUUGAUGGACUUUUACUUUUAACAGAGUGUUUCCACAUUGUUGUAUUUAUAUUUGUAUUAGAGUAAAAGAUCUGAGUACUUCUUCCACCACUGCUGGUUAUGAUUUUCAGCAUCAAUUAAAGGGAAUUUAAG
Anarrhichthys ocellatus (wolf-eel) is the source of this 4140-nucleotide messenger RNA. It is a transcript of the gene kcnj1b, whose product is annotated as potassium inwardly rectifying channel subfamily J member 1b. NCBI's taxonomy places the organism in Eukaryota, Metazoa, Chordata, Actinopteri, Perciformes, Anarhichadidae. Gene Ontology annotation, biological process: regulation of monoatomic ion transmembrane transport; potassium ion import across plasma membrane. Bases 1261 to 2436 code for a protein of 391 amino acids. The transcript is spliced from 2 exons. The record is from RefSeq and is a predicted model, not a curated record. Gene Ontology annotation, molecular function: ATP-activated inward rectifier potassium channel activity. Gene Ontology annotation, cellular component: plasma membrane.